Messenger RNA from Octodon degus (degu), 2609 nucleotides. RefSeq names its product transmembrane protein 184C (gene Tmem184c). The transcript has 10 exons. The record is from RefSeq and is a predicted model, not a curated record. The coding region runs from base 529 to 1842 and encodes 437 amino acids. Gene Ontology annotation, molecular function: transporter activity. Gene Ontology annotation, biological process: transport. Lineage: Eukaryota; Metazoa; Chordata; Mammalia; Rodentia; Octodontidae.
GAGAGCGCACAGUCUGCAUUUGGCCUUGGCUGCCGUCUUCGAGGGUGUCCUGUGCAAGGCAGUGAUUAAAUCCCAGAGCCUUAUCUGUCCGCAGAGUGGGCGAAGGACGCCUGCAGGUGUAGGAGGCAGGAGCUCUGUCACCAAAGUAAAGAGAGAGGGAGCUGCGGAGGAGAAGCGCUAGCGGCCGGCCUGGUCAGCGCCGGACUCCUCCAGGCCAUGAUCUCUGAGUGAUCCCCAGGUGAGAGUAGCGGCCCCGCCCCGGGAUUCCGCGCCGCAGCGUCGGAUCCGUGUGGGUUGAGAAAGAAAGGAUGCUGCGACCGCUGCUCCCAGGUAGCACCCCGAGCGGCCGCAGUUACAGCCGCAGGAAGCAAAGCCUGGGCCGGGAAGACGGCUUGGGCUGUUGGUGAAGUCGCCCGCCAGCGCUUUCGCCGUACCCCGCGAGUUGGGGAAACCAGAGAACGGGGUUCCCCAUUAUAGUCUUCUCCGAGCUCCUUUUCUUAGGUACUAGGAGCUGAUUUAUGAGGAAACAUGCCUUGCACGUGUACUUGGAGGAACUGGAGACAGUGGAUUCGACCUUUAGCUGUGGUCAUCUACCUGGUUUCCCUAGUCGUUGCGGUCCCCCUGUGCGUGUGGGAAUUACAGAAACUGGAGGUUGGAAUACAUACUAAGGCGUGGUUCAUUGCCGGAAUCUUUUUGCUGCUGACGAUCCCUAUCUCGCUGUGGGGAAUCCUGCAGCAUCUCGUGCAUUACACGCAGCCUGAACUGCAGAAGCCAAUCAUAAGAGUUCUUUGGAUGGUGCCCAUAUACAGCUUAGAUAGCUGGGUAGCUUUGAAAUAUCCCAGGAUUGCAAUAUAUGUGGAUACCUGCAGAGAAUGCUAUGAAGCUUAUGUCAUUUACAACUUUAUGAUAUUCCUUACCAAUUAUCUAACUAAUCGAUAUCCAAAUCUGGUAUUAAUCCUUGAAGCCAAAGAUCCGCAGAAACAUUUCCCUCCUUUAUGUUGCUGUCCACCAUGGGCUAUGGGAGAGGUGCUGCUGUUCAGGUGCAAGCUGGGUGUGCUGCAGUACACAGUCGUCAGACCAGUCACCACCAUCGUGGCUUUAAUCUGUGAGCUGCUCGGGAUAUAUGAUGAAGGAAAUUUUAGCUUCUCAAAUGCUUGGACUUACCUGGUUAUAAUAAAUAAUAUGUCGCAGUUGUUCGCCAUGUAUUGCCUUGUGUUAUUUUACAAAGUACUCAAGGAAGAACUGAGUCCAAUCCACCCUGUUGGCAAAUUUCUCUGUGUAAAACUGGUGGUUUUUGUUUCUUUUUGGCAGGCAGCAGUCAUUGCGUUGCUGGUAAAAGUCGGCGUUAUUUCAGAGAAGCACACAUGGGAGUGGCAGACAGUGGAAGAGGUGGCCACGGGACUCCAGGACUUUAUUAUCUGUAUUGAGAUGUUCCUGGCCGCGAUUGCUCAUCACUACACGUUUUCAUACAAACCGUAUGUCCAAGAAGCAGAAGAGGGCUCAUGCUUUGAUUCUUUUCUUGCCAUGUGGGAUGUUUCGGAUAUUGCAGAUGAUAUUUCUGAACAAGUAAGGAAUGUUGGACGGACAGUCAGGGGACAUGCUAGGAAGAAAUUUUUUCCAGAGGAUCAAGAUCAAAAUGAACAUACAAGCUUACUGUCAUCGUCAUCACAAGAUGCAAUUUCCAUUGCUUCUUCUAUGCCACCUUCUCCCAUGGGUUACUACCAAGGAUUUGGACACACGGUGACUCCUCAGACUACACAUACCAUAGCUAAUAUACCUGGUGAAAUACUUAACACUACAGAAGAGAAAAAAGAUGCUUCAGAUAAGUCUGUGGACUCCUGAACAAUGUGCAGGAGCAAACUGCUCUAUCCAUGUUAUUUCAUCGCCUGGAAUCCCCUGGGGAUCAGGAUAUUGUGCUUGGGACAAGCUGUAAUGAUGGAAAAUUUCAAAAGAAAGACAGGUAAAAAGCCCGGUACAACUAAUAGAUUUUGUAUGCAUAAGUAAUCAGUCCAGAUUUCCUAGACUUAGGCUCGAUUCCAUAAUGUUAGAGUGAUGCACACUGAAAUGGUAGAAAAUAAAUCCAACUAAAAUGCUUCUGCUAUUACAUUUCUUUAUCAAGAGGAUGGACAUAAAAAAAUGCUUCCUACCACAGCUGCAUGACGAUAAUGCUCCGGACAGAAAGCAUAAUCCAGAUACAUGAGCUAGUGGAACUCAAUCAUGUGCCAUAUGAGCUUACCUAACAUUUCUCUCUUUCUUAACUGGAUCCUGGAUGUCUUUCAAUAAAUAAGAGUUUUAUCAUUAUUUUCUGCAACUCUGUCAUUUAAACAUACAACAAAGCUCUAACAAAAAAAAUGAGUACUAUUAGAAGUGGCAUGAAAUACAAUCUGGGCUGCAAUAUCUUAAUCAUUAAAACAGUAAUCAGAAGAAGUAUAGUUAUUUGAGAGGAAACAGGAUUUUUCUAAAUUGCAAAUCACAAGCCUUAGGAUCAUGUUUCCCAUUUUAUUAUAAAAAUAAAGUGACAUAGUAUGUUGAAAAUAGCACAGAUGAGUUGUUUCUCAGAAUUUCUGCUUUAUUUGUGCACACCUACGUUCAUUUCAUGUAUAUCUAUA